Messenger RNA from Tripterygium wilfordii, 477 nucleotides. Its product is annotated as S-protein homolog 5-like. The coding region runs from base 1 to 477 and encodes 158 amino acids. The record is from RefSeq and is a predicted model, not a curated record. NCBI's taxonomy places the organism in Eukaryota, Viridiplantae, Streptophyta, Magnoliopsida, Celastrales, Celastraceae. The transcript has a single exon.
AUGGACAAUAAUAUGAAAACAAGGAAUUCAUCGUUGUUGUUGUUGUCGUCAUCGUUGUGGCUCCUCCAUAUUUGUUGCUCCAUGCAUUCAGAGAACUUCGGGUGGGCCAAAUACCGGGUUCACAUAGUGAACGAAAUCCAAAAUGUUGGAGGAGGUCCGUUGGUGAUUCGAUGUCAGUCGACUGGGACCGUCGACGAUGAUCUGGGCGUUCAGAGAUUGGGCCUGCACAAGGAGUUUAGCUGGGCUUUCCAUUACAAUUGCAGUGGAUCUACACUUUGCUUUUGUCGAUUUACAUUCGGCUCAAGGUCCACUAGUUUUGAUGUUUUUAGGGGCGUUGACGACGUGAAUUGGUGUAAUUAUCAGGACCGUAACAACGGGGAUUAUUACUGGGUCAUCACAAAUGAAGGCUUUUAUUUUGGUUGUAAUCCUUGGAGCUUCCGAAGAUCCACUCCUUUUUCUGAGCGCUAUAAUUGGUGA